This is a messenger RNA of Neogale vison (American mink), 1658 nucleotides long. RefSeq names its product potassium inwardly rectifying channel subfamily J member 14 (gene KCNJ14). Gene Ontology annotation, molecular function: inward rectifier potassium channel activity. Gene Ontology annotation, biological process: potassium ion import across plasma membrane; regulation of monoatomic ion transmembrane transport. The transcript has 2 exons. The record is from RefSeq and is a predicted model, not a curated record. NCBI's taxonomy places the organism in Eukaryota, Metazoa, Chordata, Mammalia, Carnivora, Mustelidae. Gene Ontology annotation, cellular component: plasma membrane. The coding region runs from base 1 to 1302 and encodes 433 amino acids.
AUGGGCCUGGCCAGGGCCCUGCGCCGCCUUAGCGGCGCCCGGGAGCCCAGGGAGGGCCGCGCCGGCGAUGAGGAAGAGGAGGCCGGGCCGGGGCUGUGCCGCAACGGGUGGGCGCCGUCGCCGGCUGGGCGGCGCCGCGGGCGCUUCGUCAAGAAGGACGGGCACUGCAACGUGCGCUUCGUGAACCUGGGCGGCCAGGGCGCGCGCUACCUGAGCGACCUGUUCACCACGUGCGUGGACGUGCGCUGGCGCUGGAUGUGCCUGCUCUUCUCCUGCUCCUUCCUCGCCUCCUGGCUGCUCUUCGGCCUGGCCUUCUGGCUCAUAGCCUCGCUGCACGGCGACCUGGCCGCCCCGCCGCCGGCGGCGCCCUGCUUCUCGCAGGUGGCCAGCUUCCUGGCCGCCUUCCUCUUCGCGCUGGAGACGCAGACGUCCAUCGGCUACGGCGUGCGCAGCGUCACCGAGGAGUGCCCGGCCGCCGUGGCCGCCGUGGUGCUGCAGUGCAUCGCCGGCUGCGUGCUCGACGCCUUCGUCGUGGGCGCCGUCAUGGCCAAGAUGGCCAAGCCUAAGAAGCGCAACGAGACGCUCGUGUUUAGCGAGAACGCCGUCGUGGCGCUGCGCGACCGCCGCCUCUGCCUCAUGUGGCGCGUCGGUAACCUCCGUCGCAGCCACCUGGUCGAGGCGCACGUGCGGGCCCAGCUGCUGCAGCCUCGUGUGACCCCAGAGGGCGAGUACAUACCACUGGAUCACCAGGACGUGGACGUGGGCUUUGACGGCGGCACCGAUCGAAUCUUCCUCGUGUCUCCCAUCACCAUCGUGCACGAGAUUGACUCUGCCAGUCCUCUCUAUGAACUAGGACGUGCCGAGCUGGCCCGGGCUGACUUUGAGCUGGUGGUCAUUCUCGAGGGCAUGGUUGAGGCCACGGCCAUGACCACACAGUGUCGCUCCUCCUACCUCCCUGGUGAGCUGCUCUGGGGCCAUCGUUUUGAGCCAGUCCUCUUCCAGCGCGGCUCCCAGUAUGAGGUUGACUAUCGCCACUUCCACCGCACUUACGAGGUCCCAGGGACACCGGUCUGCAGCGCCAAGGAGUUGGAUGAACAGGCCGAACGGGCCUCCCACAGCCCCAAGUCCAGUUUCCCCGGCUCUCUGGCUGCGUUUUGUUAUGAGAAUGAACUUGCGCUGAGCUGCUGCCAGGAGGAAGAGGAGGAAGAGGAGGCCAAGGAGGGGGAUGGGGUGGAGGCAGAAGAUGGGACUGCCAGCCCCCAAGUACUAACACCAACCCUCGCACUGACCCUACCCCCAUGAUGCCAGCUGGUGUCCUCCUAUUUGUACCCCCUUCCCAGAAAUAGCAAGAUGGAGAGUUCAGGCCCUCUCCUGGGAUGGGAGCAGGUGUUUCCCAAGACCGACAAGCCUGCUGGGUAAAUUAUUAGCUGGUGAAGUUCUGCCAUGCGCAGUGGACCCACCACAGACAUACUGGAUCUUAAUCUCUCUGCUGUCCGUGCUCCUUCCUGAGACCCCUUUAUCAGCCUGAUUCCUGAGUCUCUCCAGAGCUUCAAGAUCCAGAAUUCCAGACCACCCAAGAGGCAAGGACUUGUGGUUCUAGAUUCUUCUAUGUUGCUGGGUUGGGUUGUUGAGCAGGGUCAGGAAUCAGUGGUAUAUAC